Molecule: messenger RNA, 1351 nt
Organism: Stegastes partitus (bicolor damselfish)
Lineage: Eukaryota; Metazoa; Chordata; Actinopteri; Pomacentridae
Product: protein DEK-like
Exons: 4
Coding region: 88-576 (162 amino acids)
Source: RefSeq, a predicted model, not a curated record
CUUCCUGGAUUUCUCGACACACGCUACGAAGCCUCAGCACAGUACAUCUUAUCACUAGUUUUUGAUUUGCAAAGUUGUUCAGGCGACAUGCCAAAGACCAGACAGAGCGCAGAAACAGCGGCCACUACAAAGACACCGAAGCAGGUGCUGAAGAGCCGCGCAGCAAAACCGAGAGCGUCGAAGAAAGAUGCAGAUAGUGACUUCGCAGAGAAAGAGGAAAAACUUGAGAGGAAGGUCAAGCCCAAGCCGCGUUCGUCUUUAAAGCGAGCGGCAGGGAAAACCUCGUCUUCCAAACCCACCUCCAGCGCCGCCGUCAAAACUACUAAAUGCUUCCAGUCGCCGGUGAAGGAGGAGGAGGACAGCGAGGAUGCUGGGAGGAGAGUGGUAGUGUUGCCUCACCUGAUUAUACCUAAACCACCAAUACACUUCCACCCCCCAUUCGAGUUCAAGCCCGAGAAAUUGGUGACCAUGGACGAUUGUAUUGUUCAGGGUCCCAGCGGGAUGAAGACAGUCUCCCAGCAGGACGCACGGAUGACCAGAGCCGCAGUCACGUCUGCAGCCGGGACAGAUUCCUGAGGGAACGUGGAAUGAAAAUGAGACGGGAAUCACAUCAAACGCACUUCUAGUCAGUAAAGUUAGACGAACUUUAGUUAAAUGUUAAUGUGCCAGUUCCAGGAAAACAAACAGUAUAUUCACAAUACCUUCAUAGCGGUACAGAAUGUAACAUUUGGACAAGAGCAGAAUUUAAUCACCUCCUAAAGACAGAAAAAUUGCAGUUGUACCAUGAUGUGACCUGCUGUAUAUUCACUCCUCAAGUGACAUAGAGUAGCAACAGAUAGAGACUUAACUCUGCUCCAGAUGACCAGAGAUGAGCAUUUCUGCUGCUUUUUUUCACAUCAGUGAUUUGUCCUCGCUCACCAGUUGAUUUGAACAGACCCACGGCCUCUUGUCCCUGUUGUCAGCAUCAUAAAUCAUAUUCUUCUCCUGUUUUUGUCUGAAUAUUACUUCUUCUCAACACAUUAUUCCAGACACGAUGAUUCUGUGGAUUAAAAUAAAUAUAGAACAAGAAAAAAUCCAUUUCAAACCUUCUCAUAUGUUAGAUUUUCACACUUUUGUUAAGUAAAAAUAACAUAACAGGUGAUUUUUGUGUGUACAAUAUUGGAAUUAAAUCAUACAUGUUGAUGUGGACACCAUAUUACAUAGUUUUGAACCUCCCACAUUCAGGACAGCCACUGGUUUCUAUCAGACAGAGGUUAUAAGUGGCUCACACAUAUUACAGGUGAGAAUUCACAGCAAUAUGGUGUAACUAUUAACCUGAAAUGUGCUGAAUAAAUCCAUCACAUUUUAUUAA